Messenger RNA from Fragaria vesca subsp. vesca, 6259 nucleotides. RefSeq lists its product as uncharacterized. The transcript is spliced from 11 exons. The coding region runs from base 95 to 5416 and encodes 1773 amino acids. Lineage: Eukaryota; Viridiplantae; Streptophyta; Magnoliopsida; Rosales; Rosaceae. The record is from RefSeq and is a predicted model, not a curated record.
UGAAACCGUUUCUUUUCUAGAGAGAGAAAGUCCUUCCGUUUCUCUCUCAACCCCAAAAUUCAAUGAGAGAGAAAGAGAGGACUUCCAACUGAAAAUGGAGUUCGUCGGAAAAAGUGUGACGAAAGAGCUGGAAGGCCUCGCCGGAACUGUGAAAUCCUACUCCGCCUCCUCCGGAUUCUUCCAGGUCGUUUUCGAAGACGGAACUUCCGAAGAAUUUGACUCCGCCCAGCUCUCUCUUCUCCUCGCCGCCGCCCCCGAACCCGACCCGCUUCAGGUCAAACCGGGCCGACCCGCCCGGAAACCUAGGAAGCGACGCCGUACAGGUAAUUCUGGUAGCUCUAUUUUGGGGGAGGAGCUUGUGAGUAAUCCUAGUGAUGCCAAGGAGGGGAUUGAUUUGAAUGCGGGGUUUAAUUUUAGCCUGAACGAUGCUGCUGAGCUUAGUGCCGGUGACAGGGAUUGUAUUGAUUUGAAUUUGGAUGCCAGUGGCUUUGAUUCGGUUGAGAAUUUCGAUGGGGAUGGUUUCGGUGGUUCGAGUGUUGUAGUGACCAAGAGGAGGGGUUGCGAUUUCGAUUUGAAUUUGGAGGUGGCUGAGGAGGAUAGGGAUGCAGAGGGUGACAGUGUUAGUCCUAAGUUUGAGAGGAUUGAAGAGAGUCGAAACCGAGAGGAGACGAGUGGAGAUCCCCAAAGAAAUGGUGUUGAGGAUGGUAAUGCUGAUGAGAAACGGAAGCAAGUGUGUAUUGAUAUCAAUCAAGAUGUUAACUUGGAUGGCAUUGAGUGUGCUGUUGGGGAAAGAGUUAGUGAUUUGAAUCGGUGUUGCGGUGGAGAUAUGAAGGUGGAGUCUUCUGUUCGGGAUAUGAAUGGUAGUGCUAUUGAGGAUAAUUGUAUGGUGAGAGAUGAUCCUUCUGAAGCUGUUGCUCCAAUGACUCUUGGGUGUGUAGGUGAUUCAGCAAGUCUGAGUGUUCAGAAAAGUAGCCGAAGAAAGAGAAGAAAGCUACCGGAGAAUUUGAUGUCUGCUACAACAGGGACAGUUUUGAAUGUUAACGGUGUGGUGAAAGAUGAUCUAUCUGAAGCUAAUACUCCAAUGAUUCAUGGGCACCUAGGUGAUUCCGCAAGUCUAAGCAUUCAGAAAAGUAGCCGAAGAACAAGAAGAAAGCUACCGGAGAAUUUGGUGUCUGCUACAACAGAGACAAUUUUGAAUAUUAACGGUGUGGCGAAAGAUGAUCUGUCUGAAGCUAAUACUCCAAUGAUUCAUGGGCACCUAGGCGAUUCUGCAAGUCCAAGCAUUCAGAAAAGUAGCCGAAGAACAAGAAGAAAGCUACCAGAGAAUUUGAUGUCUGCUACAACCGAGACAGUUUUGAAUAUGAGUGUUCUUAAGGAUAACGGUGUGGUGAAAGAUGAUCUGUCUGAAGCUAAUACUCCAAUGACUCAUGGGCGCGUAGGCGAUUCAGCAAGUCCAAGUGUUCAGAGAAGCAGCCGAAGAAUGAGAAGAAAGCUACCAGAGUCUACUACCACUGAGACAGUUUUGAGGAGAAGUUCUCGCAGAGGAUCUGUUCAGAAUCAUGUAUCUAUUGCAUCAUAUGGUGUUAGUAAUCCAGUGUCAUCUUCGGCAGUUAUAACAGAGGAUGUACCAGUGAUAUCUAGCAGUGAAGAAGCAGAUGAGCCUAGUGUUGCUCCUCAGAAGCUUGAAUUACCCCCUUCAUCACAACAUUUGAAUUUAGAGGGCAUCCCCGUACUUGACCUUUUUUCUAUUUAUGCCUGUUUGAGAUCAUUUAGUACUCUAUUGUUUCUGAGUCCCUUCAAGUUGGAAGAUUUUGUGGCAGCGCUGCAAUGCAAGUCUCCUAGUUCGUUAAUUGAUUCUGUUCAUGUUUCUAUUUUGCAAACCCUAAGAAAGCAUUUGGAGUCCCUUUCAAAUGAAGGUUCUGAAUCUGCUUCUGAUUGUCUAAGGAGUCUUAAUUGGGAUUUUCUGGACUUAAUUACCUGGCCAGUUUUCAUGGUUGAGUACUUUCUGAUUCAUUGUUCAGGAUUGAAACCUGGAUUUGACCUGGGUCACUUUAAGCUACUAAAAAGUGACUACUACAGUCAGCCUGCUUCUCUAAAGGUUGAGAUUCUUGGCUGUCUAUGUGAUGAUUUGAUAGAAGGGGGAGCCAUAAAAUCAGAGAUUAAUAGAAGGUGUUCGACAUCUGAACAUGACAUGGUUUUUGAUCGUGAUGUCAACUUUGACGUCUGCAAGAAAAGGAAGGCUUCUGUACAAAUUGCUGGUAGCUCCAGUUUGAAUGAUGAAAAUGUUGAUGAAACCCCCGACUGGAAUAGUGAUGAAUGCUGCCUCUGUAAGAUGGAUGGGAACUUAAUAUGCUGUGAUGGCUGUCCAGCAGCUUACCAUUCAAGAUGUGUAGGAGUUGUCAGUGAUCUUUUGCCCGAGGGUGAUUGGUAUUGCCCUGAGUGUAUGAUUGAUAGGCAUAAACCUUGGAUGAAACUCCGCAAGUCACUUCGAGGUGCAGAGUUAUUGGGAAUCGAUCCUCAUGGUCGGCUGUAUUUUAAAAGCUGCGGCUACCUGUUGGUAUCGGGCUUUUGUGAUGAUGAAUCUGCAUUCAGUUACUAUCACAGAGAUGAUCUAAACAAGGUCAUUGAAGUGCUAAGGUCUUCAAAAUUUUCCUAUGAUGGGAUAUUAUUGGGAAUCUAUAAGCACUGGGACAUUCCUGCUACCUUUGAUGGAGCAGCUAGUGGCAAGCCCCUGGACCAAUUGGAAUUUUCAGAAACAUGUGGUGCUAAAAAUGAGAUUCAGGAGGAUAUAAAACUGCAAGAGAAGCUUUGUAAUCUUGGUUCUGAUGUUUCAAAUGAAGUGCUGAGAAGGCCUGUCAUUCAGUCUGAUUCAAAUAAACUUGCUGAUACUUUAAAUCAAUCAGAUUUGGUCGGGAAACUUCAUCCUGAGGACUCUUCUUUGACAUCUACUUGCUUAGAUGCCAGACAAGAGAGUAAUGGUUCUAUCCAUCUUGGCAAUAUGUCGUCCGCUAUAACGACUAAAAAACUGGGCACAUCAGAAGUACAAAUUGCAACUGAUUACAUAAAUUACUAUAGUUUUGGAAAAAUUGCUUCAUCUAUUGCAGAGGAGUUCAUGUCUAAAGCUUCAGAAAAAAAUAGGGAGGGUGCAGUAAUUACAGAAGAGGAAAUAGUAUCUGCGCAGAUGAAGACCAUUAUAAAAAAAUCUUCCAAGUUUUCCUGGCCCAAUAUUGAGAACUUAAAUAUAGAUGUGCAGAAAGAGAAAUGUGGUUGGUGCUUCUCUUGCAAAUAUCCUGCGGAUGAUAGGGAUUGCUUGUAUAUUAUGAGUAAGCAGCCUUUACAGGACGUUUCCAAGACUGAUGUAGUUGGACUUGGGUUGAAAAAAACCCCCAAAGAUCAUCUUAGUGAUGUCAGCUGUCAAAUUUUGUCCAUUCAUGAUCGCAUGCUUGGGCUUUUGUUGGGUCCGUGGUUGAACCCCCAUCAUACAGAAUGCUGGCGGAAUAGUCUUCUUAAUGCAUGCGAUCUUGCAUCUGUUAAGCAUUUGCUGCUCCUGCUAGUGGAAAAUUUGCAUUAUCGUGCAUUGUCAGCAGAUUGGUUGAAACAUGUGGACUCUGUUGUUACCAUGGGUUCUGCUUCUCAUGUUGUCACUUCAUUACGUGCAUGCUCAAAGAACAUGAACAGCAGAAAGAGGCCCAAGUUUUCAGAUAUUGAUUCGAAUCCAUCUUCAAAUGCUGGCAGUGGAUUGGGAAUGUUUUGGUGGAGGGGUGGCAGGCUUUCUCGUCAGGUGUUUAGUUGGAAAAUUUUGCCUCGCUCCUUGACAUCUAAGGCUGCCAGACAAGGUGGGUGCACUAAAAUAAUGGGUAUAUUGUAUCCUGAGAAUUCAGAAUAUGCAAAGAGAAGCAAAUAUAUUGCCUGGCGAGCUACUGUUGAAACAUCAACUAGUGCAGAACAUCUGGCUUUGCAGGUUAGGGAGCUUUAUUCAAAUAUUAGGUGGGAUGAUAUUGAGAACACACACCCUCUGCCUAUAUUGGACAAGGAAUCUACAAAAUCACUCAAGCUUUUCAGGAAAGUCAUUGUCCGCAGGAAGUGCUCUGAAAAGGAAGCGGUAAAAUAUCUUCUUGAUUUUGGCAAGAGAAGAGCAAUCCCCGACAUUAUCAGGAAACAUGGUUCUGUGCUUGAAGAACCAUCCAGCGAAAAGAAAAAGUAUUGGCUUGAAGAAUCAUAUCUUCCACUGCAUCUUUUGAAGAAUUUUGAGGAGAAAAGAAUUGCCCGCAAGUCUAGUGAUGGAAAGUCUGGUAAAGCUAUUGCGGAUGGUAAAGUAAUAAAGCGGCCCCAGGAUGAAAAGGGAUUUGCUUAUUUGUUUGCCAAAGCAGAAAGAUCGGAGUAUUAUAAGUGUGGACACUGCCACAAAGAUGUCCUUAUAAGGGAAGCUGUGAGUUGUCAAUUCUGCCGAGGAUUUUUCCACAAAAGACAUGCGAAGAAGUCUGCCGGGGCCAUUGUUUCUGAGUGUACGUAUACAUGUCACCGAUGCCAGAAUGGGGUCUCUUCGAAGAUUGAUACGAAAAGAGGGAAAGUGGAUAAAAAGAGAGGAAAAGUUGGUAGGAAAAGAGGGCCAGUUGAAACAAAAUUAGUGAAGGUACAGUCCCAGAAAUUGAAAAGUUCUCAAACUGAUCGCAGAUCACUGCGUUUGAAAAGCAAAAGAAAACCUUUAGCUGGAGGAAGACAGGUACAAUUGAAAAAUACCAAAAAGGUUCCGGUAACACUUUUACGCCGCUCUCCAAGGAAAACUAAAAGCUUGACAUUGCAAAACAAAAAGCAGAGCAAACGCAAGAAAGGGAAACAGAGCAAAUCCAAGAAGGGGACAUAUAAGAAACAAAAGAUAGGGACUUCGUGGCAGAAAAAGAGAACAAAAGUUUAUCGCAGUUAUUGGCUAAAUGGUCUCCAGUUUUCUAGAAAGCCAGAUGAUGAACGUGUUGUGCUUUUUAGGGAUAAAAAACUACUUGCGAACUCUGGCUGUUCUUCCAACAUUCUUAGUCAACUCAAAUGCCAGCUCUGUUGCGAAUCAGAAUAUGCAUCUACGUUAGAUUAUAUCGGGUGUGAACUAUGUGGAGAGUGGUUUCAUGGAGAGGCUUUCGGGCUGGCUUCAGAGAACAUUCAUAAGCUAAUUGGAUUCAGGUGCCAUGUGUGUCGUAAAACAGAACCUCCUCUCUGCCCCCAUCUGGUAGUUGUGAAAACUGAUGUGUCCCAAUUGCCUGAAGCUCAAAAUGAUGGUUCCGUUAAUUGUUCAGAGGACGUACCUAAUGCAGUCCCGACUUUGAGUGAGAUCACAGGGGGACAUAGGCGAAGUUCGUUGAACCUCAACAACAAUUUUUGUGUGGCUUUUCCUUUCGAUUGGUCUUGUAUGUUAUCCUAUAUUUAGUAUGCAUGGUCCUGGCAAAGUGCAUUAUUCACUACACUUCCCGAUUAUCUACUAUUGCAGAUUACAUGCAAAUGAAUUAAUUUGCGAUUGCAAGGUGGGGUCUUCAUUGGGCUUGUGUUCUGAUUCAUGUGAUCUUUAGACGUACAUGGAGGGAUUCUUAUUGGUGGGGUCACUUGCAUAAUUUUGAAAGGAGUGGGUUUCACAGUUCAUCACUCAAGAUUUCUGAUAAGGGGAGAGAAUUUUGAUAAGGAGAAGUGGAAGUUCAGAAGGUACAUCCAUGCAAUGAAGAAAUUUGUGGCGACAAGGACAUAUUUCAAGAACCAUCAUUACGAAUUGACAGAGCAGGCCAAAUUGGUGAAAUUGAAAACUCUUCAGAUUGGGUUCCUUAGGGAUGGACUUUAUAGAGUUGCCUGACAAUACAUGAUUCGGUUGUGGAAGAUCCAGUUUUUUCAUCCUGGUCUGAUCAAUAUUAGUUGGCAGUAAUUAUGAUAAUUCUUGCAAUUAACUCUAAGUAGAGUAGAGAAGGCAAAUAGGUAUCUCUUAGGGAUGGGUAGACAUUUUAGAUGAUAUACAAUUUUUUCUUGGUCAAAAUAGAUGGACAAUAGUAGCAGUUAGAUCUUAGGUUGCCAUGGUGUUUCAUUUCGGGAUGGGGUAGACAUUAGACAUGUUAGAUAAUUUACAUCUUUUCUUUCAGUGGUAUUAGACGAUGCCAUCACUGAACUUGGCCAUGAUGUUCCUAUUAAUGCUAUCAAAUCAUCUCCCCUUUGUGUCCCAUUCGUUCCAAUUGAAUGAGCUGGGAGGGGGUUGUUGUUGUUGUUUUGCAUUGUAAACUUUCUUUUAAUU